AUGCUACAGCCGCGCAGCUAUCUCUACACGCAAGCACCGACUUCCAUUCUUACGUCCUCCAAACCCAAAGAUACCAGCAGAUAUGAACAACAGCGGUUGGAAGGGAAAACCAGACCUCUUGCGAGAGAUUCUGCGGACAUGUUUUCCGCACCCACAACCAUUCCUAUAUCCACCCCGAACCCAACCCCAACCGCCACCCUGAGACCAACGACAACUUCUUCGCCAGUGCUGAUCCCUCUGCCCGCGCGUGGGCAGCGAGACGCUUCGCAUGGCAGAGCCCGACCAAACCGUCGUCCCCAGGCAGAUGCUAUUUCCCCCUCGGUUGCUGCGCUUCUUGCGCUUACCUCGAUUCCUCAUCCGAAAACCAGCAGUCUGCGACCAAGAGGCGGUGCCACGCAGAGGCAGAGGCACAGGCAGAGGCUGACGGUGGACGCCAUCUUGGAACAAACGGCUUCAGCAGAGAAGCCACUUGGCCUGGCUUUGGGAGAGGAAAGGUCUCCGUUGGAUCUUUUGCUCAGCGCCCCAGAUGACGACGAUACAGACACAGAUGUAGUAUCUACGUCCAUGUCCAUGUCUGCGUCUACCAGAAGCAUUUCCAGCGAGUCCAUCCCCUCCUUGGACGGCUGCUCUCUGUCCCUCUCCGAUGCCUCGCCACCUUUCACUCCAGUCAAAACUCCUGCCUCCUUGCGUAGCAGAAGGCCGAUGCCUUGCCGCCGGACCCACUCGCUCUCGCCAUCGCUUCUUACACCACCAGAGGACCAUCCACUAUCUGAGACGGAGACCUCCGUCGAAGAGCUGGUUUUCCAGGUCUCCCCCCAAACCCCAGAGCAUAAGCAAGAGAAGCACCAUGCCGAAAUCCAUUGGCGCAAACCAGCUUUCUUCAAGUCCAACCUCACGGCGUCACUGAGAGCCCUGAGAUCAGCCGCCCGGUCACUUUCGAGCCUGGCAACACCCUUGUCCAUCUCCCCGGAUGAUUUCACCACUCGGUCAAUCGGUUCCAUCGAUCCCCAAGUACCAUUUACCGACGAACGGGUGCCUCCUCGACUUGAGGAUGCGCCAACCCCAGCUCUUCGCCGGUACCUCAACCCAACCACGAAUGCUCCCAUUGAAGCUCACGUCCCGAAAUCCCGGACCCAAACGAUCAGUUCGACGGCUUGCACGGCAUCGAUCCAGAUGCAGACGUACAGGGUAUCGUGCGUGGAAAAAGGUGCCUCUACACCAGAGGUCAUCAGCCCGCGCACCCAAGCGACCGAAGUAGCCGAGGUCGAGGUCGCCGCUGGACCGUUAGCACGCCAAAGAGAUUUGCGCGAAAACAGCGACUUCAUCCGAGUCGCCGUUAUGGAGAUGCUCAUGCGCAAGAACGGAAAAAUUGACGACCAGAAACCAGGUAGAGCUAGGUGGGCGCUACCACCUAGGAAACCACCGACCAAGCCUUACGAGAUCUCGGACGAUGGGAUCCCCGUACGGUGGAUCGCCGUUACGAAUUGA
This is a messenger RNA of Drepanopeziza brunnea f. sp. 'multigermtubi' MB_m1, 1488 nucleotides long. RefSeq lists its product as uncharacterized. The record is from RefSeq and is a predicted model, not a curated record. Lineage: Eukaryota; Fungi; Ascomycota; Leotiomycetes; Helotiales; Drepanopezizaceae.